UUCGCCCUCCAUCGCCAGAAAACACCAUCUACAAACGAAGUCAGUCCUCACGAUUUAUGGAAAUAUGUAGUUAGCUCGCACAGUCCAGCACAUUUAGACAACAGGAGCUCUUGUAGCCGCGCUGUUACAUGGGAAGUUAACAUGGGUGGCCAUGAUGAUGAAGUUAUGCCAUACGUUGUGAACAAACAAAAACAAGACGAAGAGCUGAAGAACAAGCUGAAUGACAGCAGCCUCUGGUGUGACCAGGAGUCCACUGGCAACAAUGCCAAGUGGGUUAAAGAAGGCCAGAACCAGCUGCGGAAAGUAGCUGAGAACCACCAGGACCAGGACCACAACUGCAACAUCAGUCAGAAUGGGAACACGGAUGACUUCCCUCACCAGAACACCACUCAGGAAGAACAGGGGAACGAGGAGCAGACCAAGUCUCCCAAGAUAGCAAUGACCCCUGGUCUCAGUCAGGAGGAGUCCAAGAACAUGCUUAACCAGCCGCUGCUCAUCGACACUCUGGAGUCUACAGAAGAGAAAGAUAAAGAGACAGAAGAAGAUGCUAAAGAGAAGGAUAAGACAUCAGAAGAAGAUGAAGAAACACCGGGUGACGUCAGAGAAGAGAUGGCGACAGAAGAAUCGAUUGAUGUUGAGUCUCAGCAGGAGGGCGGUGUCGUUGGGAGAAAUGCCUGCCUCCUGUUCUCCAACAUGAACGGGACUCCAAAUGAUGAGGAAUCCAGCUGGCCUGCACUGUCUCAGGACAACCCGGCCGACAGCGCUCCAAAUGGCAACAAAGAGUCCUUUUGGGAUUCCAGUGCCUUUGAGACCGACACAGACCUGCCUUCAGGAUGGAUGAGGGUUCGAGAUACAUCAGGCACAUACUACUGGCACAUCCCCACCGGCACCACCCAGUGGGAGCCUCCUUCACCCAUGGGCAAAGCUGGCGACUCCAUGAUGUCCUCGAGUAUGUCCCUGGAGACUACGCCCUGUGAGGAGACUGAGGAAUCCUGGACUCACCUUUCCAGCACAGAUGAAGGAGUCGGGGAAGGAGAACUGUGGAAUGAGGAGGCUGAGGUUACAUCUGAUCAAAGUCUGAAGGAGUUUGAAGGGGCAACUCUACGCUAUGCGUCCAUAAACCUGAAUUACAAUUGCCCCCAGUCCGAGGAAGAGGAGAAGCUCGCUCCACUCGGCACAGAUUUGGAAACUACGUGUUUUGCAGUGCGUUCCCUCGGCUGGGUAGAGAUGUCCGAGGAGGACAUGGUACCUGGCAAGAGCAGUGUGGCGGUCAACAACUGCAUCAGGCAGCUUUCUUAUCACAAACACAACCUUCAUGACACUGCCGGUAUCUGGGGAGAGGGUAAGGAUAUGCUGAUGGUCCUGGAGAAGGACACCAUGAACUUGAUCGACCCGCUGGGUCAGACUCUGCUCCAUGCUCAGCCCAUUGGCAGCAUCCGUGUUUGGGGUGUUGGCCGAGACAACGGCAGGGAUUUUGCUUAUGUGGCUCGAGACAACCUGACUCAAGUUCUGAAGUGUCAUGUUUUCCGCUGUGACUCGCCUGCCAAGAACAUCGCCACCAGCCUCCAUGAGAUGUGCUCAAAGAUAAUGAUGGAGAGAAAGGCGACCAAGCCAGGGGUGAGCAGGCUCAGCUCUGACCUGAGUAACCCUGUGAUCAUCCCUAUUGAAGAGUUUCCUGCUCCAAAAAAUGAACUCUUCUACCAGUUCCAUGUUUAUUAUCUUGGCUGUGAGGCUGUGGCUAAGCCAGUUGGGAUGGAUAUAAUCAACGACACGCUUGAGGCAGCCAUUAAGGGCAAAGAUACAAGUCACUGGACUCCGGUCUCAGUGAAUAUUGCUCCAGCCACCCUCACAAUAAUUUCAAAACAGAGCGAGGAGGUGCUGUCCGAGUGCAGGGUGCGUUUCCUGUCCUUCAUGGGCGUGGGAAGGAACGUCCACGCGUUUGCUUUCAUCAUGUCAGAGGGGCCCCAAGAGUACACCUGCCACAUGUUCUGGUGUGAGCCCAACGCAGCGAGCCUGAGCGAGGCUGUGCAGGCUGCCUGCAUGCUUCGUUACCAGAAAUGUUUGGAUGCACGUCCGCCCAGCCUGACCUCCUGCCUGCCCACUCCUCCUGCUGACUCUGUGGCUCGACGGGUCAAGAAGGGCGUGCAGAGUCUUCUGGGCAGCUUCAUGAGCUACAGGUCAGGCCCGCAAUCUCCUUGAGUUGGUGUGAAGAUGGUCCACAGUCCAUGAAACACAAGGUCCAUCACCACAGCCACCAUCUCAAUGUCACCCCCCCCUCCCCCCCCCCACCGUUUCACUUGUCUCGUCACUAAUCUGGUGUGUGGAAUAGUUUGUGAGGAAAACAGCUGUGUGAAAAGAUUGCAUUUAUUCCCCUUUUUGGCUUUUACUUCAUACACUUCAUUUUUAACUCCCAUCUCUAAACGGAUGAAAACCCUGGCCUCCAAUUUUUUUUAAUUUAGUUUUUCUUUGCUAGGAUUCUUUCUGUGAGUUAACUAUUUUUGUGUUUUAACAGAAACAAUGCUAUGAAUGUUGGAUAUGGAUGUAAAAUAUAUUUACAUGCAGAAGCUAGAAUUUGCUUGAAAAAGAGCUUGCUAGAUUCUCUCUGAGAAAUGGUCUCGUUCCCGUUUCCUCCUCGGUGCAAUGAUCAUUUCCAACGCUCCUCCCUUUCUUCCUUUUUAAACAAGGUACUGCGACACAGUCGCUGUCAAGAAUCCUCGUCUAGAUUAUCUCUCCCCUUCACCACCUUCGGUUGUAACGCAACACAAGCGGCGUCGCGGUGGCGUGCCACGUGGUUCUAUGGCCCCUCCCCCAAUGUGUUUUAGUCUUCCAAAGAGCUUCGCGGUCAUCUGUCACGUCGGGAGCCACCGGGGUUUGCACACCCACAACGACUGAAUCGUACUGUAGAAACUCGCCACGCGCUGCAUGUUUUGAUAGCUCCGAGUUCUUGCUGCUCGCAGCAGUGUAGUGCUGAGGACCCAUCGAUGUACCCUGUAAAUGCUUUCUCUGUGUUUCCGUACGGUAAGAGGAGGCUGGAGUCGUGUUGUUCCGUGUUGCAUAGGCAUGUCACUCUAGUUGGUGUCGGUGUUUAUCAUAAGCUAGCAGUAGAACGUUAGACCUCCUGUUAGUUCCUUCAGACUGAAACGAUGAGAGCAGGUUAAUGUUUGUAUUUACAGUUUGUGUAUAAGGGACACUUAGAGAUGGUUUCUCGAGUGCUUUACAUUUUUGCGUUUUCCUUGGCCACAUUUUGACAUGUGUGGGCCCUGGCCACUCCAGUUAAUCUCUUUUUUUUGUUAUUGUUUCCACACAUUACAAUGUACACAAAUAAGAUGAUAUUCACGUUAGUUUGUUAGAUUUACUUUUUUAUGAAGAAAACACUAAUUAGCCAAGUUGUAUUUUAUCUUUGUGUCUGUCGGUGAUAAAUACUGUAUGUAGCGCAAUAGUAACAGUCAUCUCUUAGGUUGAAGAUGCAGUUUGUAAGAUUCUGUGGUGAUGUUGACCUCUGCGGGGCAUUUGUUUGGCCACGUUGGGACGUUGGUAGCUUACUAGAUCUCCUCAGGCGAACUGAUUAACACUCCAUAAGAGAUACAAAAUCAGACAAACCCACAUCAUUCAAUUAAAUUAAAACAAAUAUUGUGAAAAUGAAUGUGUGGCAAAUACAACUUUGUAUUUAAAAGACACAACGGCAUCUAUGAAACUGGUGUCUUUAUGGAUAACACUGAUGGUAAGAAGUGAGACUUUGUGUUGCUGUCGCGUAAUGAGACAUCUACGGUCUAAAAUUAAAGCCAUUUUAGAUCGUUUUGAUUAAGUCUCAUGAACUCCUCCCAGCGUUGAAGAAACACUUAUUUUUAUAUUUAAAUUUGAAAUCAGACGGUUCCUACAAAAGUGUAGGAACCGUCUGAUUUCAACUUUUAAAUAUAAAAAUAAGAGUUUUUUUCUUUUUUUCAACGCUGGGAGGAGUUCAUGAGACUAAAUCAAAAUGAUCUAAAAUGGCUUUAAAAAGAAAUUAGCCACGUAAAAUAUAUUCCAUGUUUGGAAAUGAAUCCUAUCGUGAAGAAGUGAGACACGGUUCUUUGAGACGGGUUCCCGGCUCUAAAGCCGUCGUGCGGGCUGCACGGUUGACCUUAUUGUUGGACCUGGUCAACCAAUUUUAAAAGCAAGACGAUGCUUUAUGAUAACUAGCCUUUCUUAUAAAACAUAUUUCUCUCAUAGAUUCCUAAAAAUGUUUUAAACAUUUUAGAAGUUAUCACUAACACUAAAACUCUUACCAACUGCUUCCUUAUGUGUGUAAGAUAUAACACUAAUGAGAAUUAGUCUACAUUGACUCGUAUUACUGCCAUGUCAUGUGUCACUUGGAGUUAUAUUAGCUUUUUAUGUGCGAGCUGUGUCCAGUCAGUGGCAACAUUAAAGCCAGAUGAGUUCAAGAACAUUAGCAGAUUAAUUUAUUUCUGUUCAUGUAAAUUAGGUGUAUAAAAUGUAUGUAUAUAAAAGUCACUGCACAAUAAAUGUGAACAUAUCAUA
Messenger RNA from Pseudoliparis swirei, 4518 nucleotides. It is a transcript of the gene apbb1, whose product is annotated as amyloid beta (A4) precursor protein-binding, family B, member 1 (Fe65). The record is from RefSeq and is a predicted model, not a curated record. Gene Ontology annotation, cellular component: cytoplasm; nucleus. The coding region runs from base 142 to 2199 and encodes 685 amino acids. Gene Ontology annotation, biological process: regulation of DNA-templated transcription. NCBI's taxonomy places the organism in Eukaryota, Metazoa, Chordata, Actinopteri, Perciformes, Liparidae. The transcript is spliced from 14 exons. Gene Ontology annotation, molecular function: amyloid-beta binding; transcription factor binding.